Molecule: messenger RNA, 991 nt
Organism: Cajanus cajan (pigeon pea)
Lineage: Eukaryota; Viridiplantae; Streptophyta; Magnoliopsida; Fabales; Fabaceae
Product: two-component response regulator ORR3
Biological process (GO): phosphorelay signal transduction system; cytokinin-activated signaling pathway
Source: RefSeq, a predicted model, not a curated record
AAUCAACCCAGAAGAUCCGCCAGAUUCUUGAUGAAAUCUGUCGGAUCUUGCUUUCCAAACUGUCAGAUUUCCUUGGUGGAUUUUGUAUCUUCUUGACCAUGAUGUGCUCCCUUUUAAAAUGUGCAUGCCACCCUCCUUCAUCACAUCACUUUUUUCAUUCUUUCUUCUAUUCCUAUUCAUUUUUCUCUCCCUAGCUUCUUUUUUCCUAUUGCUUUUUCACCUCAUCAUCGAAAUUAUGGGCAUAGCCGCAGAGGCCCCGUUUCAUGUUUUGGCUGUUGAUGAUAGCCUUAUUGACAGAAUGUUGAUUGAGAGGCUCCUCAAAACUUCUUCCUUUCAUGUAACAGCCGUGGAUUCUGGCAGUAAGGCUUUGAAGCUUCUUGGUUUGGUUGAAGAUGAGCAGAUAAAUGAAGAGCCUCCCUCUAUUGCUCUAGAAGCUCAUCAGGAUGUAGAAGUAAACCUGAUCAUAACUGAUUACUGUAUGCCAGAAAUGACUGGCUAUGACCUGCUGAGAAAGAUCAAGGAAUCCAGAUCUCUUAAAGACAUACCUGUGGUGAUUAUGUCCUCAGAAAAUGUCCCAUCAAGGAUCAACAGAUGCCUAGAAGAUGGUGCUGAUGAAUUCUUUUUGAAACCAGUUCAACUGUCAGAUGUAAACAAACUCAGGCCUCAUUUGUUGAAAUCAAAAGUUAAGGACGAGGAAGACCAACAAAUCCAUGACAAAGGGAUUAAUGAAACAGAAGUCAUUGCCCCAGAUAAAACUAUACCAAAAAAUAUUGUCACAAAAAAUGGUUAAGUCUAGUUAUAAAUUGAUGAUAUACGUAGAUGCUCCCUAGAACAUUUAUUUCUCCUCUGCCUCACCAACUAACUAGUGAGAAGAGUAUAUGCCAGCUCAAUCAUAUAUACUAAAGAAAUGUGUUAGUAUAGGCCCCUGACAGAAGAAUUCCGUUUCAAAUUCAAUUUUUUUUCUGACAAAUAUAAAUUAUUUUAGCUGAUA